This is a messenger RNA of Rotaria sp. Silwood2, 262 nucleotides long. The record is from the annotation of a GenBank genome assembly. NCBI's taxonomy places the organism in Eukaryota, Metazoa, Rotifera, Eurotatoria, Philodinida, Philodinidae.
UCCUGAAAUACGUUUAAAAGGUCAUACAAGAGAAGGUUAUGGUUUAUCAUGGAAUUCAAAUGCUAAUGGACAUUUACUUAGUGCAGCUGAUGAUCAUACUGCUUGUUUAUGGAAUAUAAAUAUGCAACCACAACAAGGAAAAAAUUUAGAUGCUUUAUCGAUUUAUACUGGACAUUCAAUGGUUGUUGAAGUAAUAAAAUUCUUAGAACAAACAUUAAUCUGUCCCUAUCUCAAUAUUUUCUUAUUAAUGAGAGUUCAUUAG